Messenger RNA from Ananas comosus (pineapple), 1346 nucleotides. RefSeq lists its product as uncharacterized. The record is from RefSeq and is a predicted model, not a curated record. The transcript has 5 exons. NCBI's taxonomy places the organism in Eukaryota, Viridiplantae, Streptophyta, Magnoliopsida, Poales, Bromeliaceae. Gene Ontology annotation, molecular function: DNA-binding transcription factor activity. The coding region runs from base 141 to 1070 and encodes 309 amino acids.
CAAUAAUUUUCGAACUUGAUUUUGUUUUAAUGUUUCUUCCUUGAAUCUAGCUAGUAGCGAGCUUCAGAAUAUUAUAUAUUUAUUUAUAUAUAUAUAUAUAUAUAGUUUUAAUUUUUCUUUUUUUCAAAUAAAAAAAAAAAAUGGUACUGCAUGAUGAGCAACAACCAAAAUAUUACAAUGUUGUUGGCGGCGCGUCGAAGAAGAGCAAAACCAAGAAGAAGAUCCCGCAGCGUGGGCUCGGCGUUGCGCAGUUGGAGAAGCUCUUAGAGGAGCAGAGGAGGAGCACAAGCACCUCACAAAUCCCGGUCCCGCCGCUGUUCAAGGAUUCAUUUCUGAAACCUGCCGCUGCUGUUGAUCCGGCCCCGACCCCGUCGUCGGCCGCCAUCGAUCUUUUCGAGGGCCCGUUGCCGACGAGAUGUUUCGAUUAUCGGGGUCAGGUGUUCGAACCUCCGCGAAAUCCUACCUGGGCCAGUUAUCCGGUUCCUCUGGUGAACAAGGCAUUGUUGCCUGAAAUAGAGCUUCCUUCAAACCAAAAUUACUGCAGCAGCUACAGCAUCACUCCUCCCCUAGAGGAUGAGCGGAUGGUUGGCAUGAAGAGGCCGUGGCCCUUUGUAAUCAACAGCAAUUCUGGCUCCUUCCCCUGCAAAAUUCCUCAGCCGUGUAGUUCGCAUCUCGCGUCAACCGAGUCUCAGUCGUACGGAAUCGACUCGACUCGAUUUGAUUACAGAACAACUCUUUUCAGAUCGGACAAUUCAAGCAGUAACAUGAAGCCUCGAGACUGGCGAACCACUAAUGUUAUUCCUAACAAGGGCGGUAAAGAAAAUGGCGCCACUUCCACCGAUGGUGGUUUUCUUACCUUGGCUACACCGUCAUCGUCCGUUCGUCAAGAUUGUACCAAAUGUAGCUCUGUUCCGUUACUGGGUUCGAGCACUGAUGGUAUUGGUAGUUCCUUGCAACCUUUCUACAGCUUCUUGCCCGUUGAUUCAACUAUCUCUGAGAGGGCUUUAGAUGACAGAAAAGGCGAUGUAUCUGAUGAUGUUGAUCUCAACUUGAAGCUUUGGAAAAGUUGAGUGUGCGGUGGAAUCUGUUGUAGCGGUGAUUCGUGCGUCAGAAUGACUCUGUAGAUCAUCAAAAUAGUACCAGAGUUCAAUAUAUUUGUCUACAUGAUGUAUGGUGAUGUAGAGAUAAUUCAGAGAUAUUUGCUGUUAGUUUUUUUGCUUUUUGGCUUUUGCUUUGUUUGUCAGUUCAGAGUGCGGAGAUCAUUAGUGAAUGAAUUUGUAGAAGAAGAUGCAGUAUGGUUUCCUGUGUGGGGUAUUUAGUUGAUAAUUGAUUACUGCUUUAUUGAA